AAACAAGCUAAAUGAGUCCAGGGGGGUAUUCCAAAAAGCAGGUUAUGUGACAUACCUGGGUAUGUUUAAGGGUAAGUUCGUGGAUAACCUCAACGUUCGGUUCCAAAAACAGAGGUAACUUUCUGGGUAUGUAUGUAACCAUAGCAACUGACUCUCUGAAGAUAACCUGCUCGAGAGCAGGUUAUGUUUCAGUGUAACUUCGUUUCAGAAGGUUGGUGAGCAUGGCGUGCCCUUUUGACGAGGAUCCUGUGGACGUUGAAGCACAAAUUAUACAAGGUUUUUUUCAUCGGGAGAGGGUUAUAAGACCGCGUAUUGAUGUGUUUGCUUACCCUAAUGAAUAUUUAAAAGAGCGUUAUCGUUUUUCAAAAGAUUCAUUAGUUUAUUUAACACGUCUUUUAAAACCGCAUAUCGCAAAUGUGACAAACCGCGGCUCUGCGCUUAGCACAGAAAACAUUCUGUGCAUAGCACUUAGGUUUUUUGCGUCUGGCCAUUUUUUGUACAGUGUGGGCGAUUCAGAGCAUGUGGGAAAGGCAACUGUGUGUAGAGCCGUUCGUACAGUGUGUCUGGCACUUAAACAGUUGUUACCCACGUUUGUACAGUUCCCUGGCCAUAAACCUCUGCUUGUUAUUAAAGACGAAUUCCACAGAGUGGCAGGUUUGUCCUUUGUAGUAAAAUAUAUGACGCAUAUUUAAUAUUUAGUCAUAUUAUUAAUAUCUAUACAUGUAUUCCUUAUGCACACACUUCAUACUUCCAAAACUUUCUGUUUCAGGGUUUCCAAAUGUAAUUGGGUGCAUUGAUGGCACUCACAUUCCUAUUAAAGCUCCAUCAAUAAAUGAGGGAGACUAUGUUAAUAGGAAAUCUAUUCAUAGUAUCAAUGUGCAGGUAAUAUGUGAGGCAACCCAAAUCAUCACCAAUGUCGAGGCAAAAUGGCCAGGAUCUGUGCAUGAUGCCAGAAUUUUCCGCGAGUCAUCAUUAUGCCAGACAUUUCAGCAGGGACAGUACAAUGGUUACUUGCUGGGGGACAGAGGAUACCCUUGUCUGCCCUAUUUAAUGACACCCUACCCUGAACCUGAGCCUGGACCACAGACACGGUUUAACCUGGCUCACAGCCGAACACGGGCCAAGGUGGAGAUGACUAUAGGGAUCCUCAAAUCUCGGUUUCAGUGUCUGCGUGGGCUCCGGGUUAGUCCAGAGAGGGCAUGCGACAUUAUUGUGGCUUGUGUUGUGCUUCACAAUAUUGCCACUAUAAGAGGAGAGAGCCACCCUCCUUGUAUUGAGGAAGAUGGCCCAGAGGAACACCGACAGAUUUUAGAGGCCAACAGAGACGGAAGACUUUUGAGAGACAGGAUUUGUCAAAAUUACUUUUAUUAGUUUUUUUUGCACUGGUCUGCCAGGCAGUUUAUUUCUUCAUUU
Carassius auratus (goldfish) is the source of this 1413-nucleotide messenger RNA. RefSeq names its product putative nuclease HARBI1. The transcript is spliced from 3 exons. The record is from RefSeq and is a predicted model, not a curated record. The coding region runs from base 721 to 1371 and encodes 216 amino acids. NCBI's taxonomy places the organism in Eukaryota, Metazoa, Chordata, Actinopteri, Cypriniformes, Cyprinidae.